AUGGCUUCCCAAACAGAGCACACAUCAGCUCAAGACGUUGCUCCUCACUCACUAGCUGAGAACCUCGUCAAUUGGUUCGUCCAGCAUGGGGGCCACCUGAGCCCGCAUGUCCAGCUCGCCUACACGCACGCUCAGGGCUUCCAUCUGUGUGCCCGGACGCCAUUGACCUCGCCUGUCGUGGCCUCGUGUCCGCUCAACCUUACCCUCUCCAUCCUCAACCUAGACUCUGGUGAGAAAGAGGUGCAACACAUCCAGUCACCUUUGCAGCAAUGUCGAGACAAGAUCCCAGACCAUAUCUUGGCAUAUCUCCUGUUACUAGAGCAGCGCGACAAGGGCAACGACUCGCCUUGGAGCGCUUACCUAGCAUGCCUACCUGGGCCUCGAGACAUGACCACUCCUCUCUGGUUUGAUGAUGUCGACUUCGCCUUUCUGGCUGGCACAUCCUUGGCGCCCGCUGCAAAAGAAAGAAAGGCUGAGCUACGCCAGCAAUGGGAGCACGCCUUGCAAGUCAUAAAGCACCUUGACCUGCAUCUGGCUGACGUUAUCUCUCUCGAAUCGCUGCAAUGGGCCGCUACCAUCUUCACUUCGCGCGCAUUCAUCUCCACCCAUAUCUUACCUGGCAGAGAGACAAUACCCAUGCUCUUCCCAGUCAUCGAUAUUCUAAAUCAUUCCGUCACUGCAAAGGUUGAGUGGGACUUUGAGCCACACCGCUCCUUUGCACUCAAGUGCCUCCAAGCCGACUCUGUCAAACCGGGAGAGGAGCUUUUCAACAACUAUGCCCCCAAGCAGAAUGAUGAGCUGCUCCUUGGAUACGGUUUCUGUCUCGAGGACAACCCAAUUGAGCAGUUUGCCUUGAAACUAGCGUUUCAGCCGCAGCUGCAGCAAUACGCGCACCAGCUCGGUCUACUAGAUGGCAAAAAUGUGCCUUUUGAAAUGACUCGAGAUUUCCUCGCCACAGAUCCAAACAAAGAACAGCACUUUUUGCGCACCAGAGGUCAUCCAUUCGGGCGUUAUGGCAAUAAUGUGCCCUUUUUCCGCGGUGUGCCCCCGUAUAUUGUUCACUUCUUCUUCAUCCAGACAAUUAUUACCGCAGAGGUGGAUGUAAAUAGCAUCGACGUUGCUCGACCUGGAGCGAGAAUCACACUACAGGUCUUGGUACUUUUACAUCAAGCGCUGGAGCAGAGAUGCGCCUCCCUGCCUCUCCGUAUAGAGCAGGAACCCCAAAACACCAAGCAAAAGUAUGCAAAGAUUUACCGUGACGGUCAAGCCCGCAUCAUUCACUCGGUGCGGCAAGAACUCCAGGCUGCAGUAGCCAGGCUACGAGCAUCGGACCAAGAGGCUUCAAACAGGUCCUUGCACAGCCUGUCUGAUAUCCUAUCGACUCUAGAAAAGGACAUGCCCACAGCAGCAGCAAAGUUCACAGCUGCGCUCCGAAAACAUGGCUUGGACAAGACUCACGACGAGGGUCUAAAAUGGGCUUUGCUGCUUACCGCGCUAAUCUCCAUAAUGUUAACAACUCCAGACACAGACAACGCAUCUGUUUUUAACCUCGUACGCAGCCUAUGUGCCUACCACGCACUCCCAACGCUCGAGGACGGCAUCGAAGACGUAGAAACAUAUACCUUUGUUGACGAACACCUUGUAGACUUCGUGCACCUUCCUUCUGCUGAUCCUAGCGCCAUGCCUAGCGAUGUCCUAGAUGACCUUGGUCUUACAUUUGUGAAUCAACCAGCUGAUAGCACAGCGCCUGUGUUUAUCAAUGGUCGGACUGAGAACCUGGGCGCGAGGAUCAUCAUGUGGGCCAUGAAGGUGGCGGAGCGCGAUGUCGUGCCUGUAUUUGAAGACGGAGGUAUCAGAAAGUGCUUGUAUGCUCCAUGCGGUGGGGGCGGCGAGACGUGGAUGUAUGAGGAUGUGGACGUGCGAGCGGAAUGA
Molecule: messenger RNA, 1932 nt
Organism: Bipolaris maydis ATCC 48331
Lineage: Eukaryota; Fungi; Ascomycota; Dothideomycetes; Pleosporales; Pleosporaceae
Biological process (GO): peptidyl-lysine monomethylation
Molecular function (GO): protein-lysine N-methyltransferase activity; protein binding
Source: RefSeq, a predicted model, not a curated record